This is a messenger RNA of Fopius arisanus, 704 nucleotides long. RefSeq names its product UPF0488 protein CG14286. The record is from RefSeq and is a predicted model, not a curated record. Bases 129 to 683 code for a protein of 184 amino acids. Lineage: Eukaryota; Metazoa; Arthropoda; Insecta; Hymenoptera; Braconidae. The transcript is spliced from 2 exons.
GGUUCUCAUGCUGUCCCUACUGCUUUCGGAGAGCACGUGGACAGCUGACAAGUGUUUGACACUCCAGUGGCAAGUUUCAUCAAAUAAUGAGUAGAAACUGUACCUGAGUUCAAUAUUAAUUAGCCACAAUGGCCCCUAAAUUCAAACCGGGAGGCAAGCGAUUCCCUCCAAAAGUCACCCCCAAACCAGUUCCUCAGCAAUUGCAAAAUCCUCAAUCAAUAGAGCCAUCGACCAGUGGAUUAAAUCUCGAAACUGAAAAUAAAUUCGAGCUUGAGCUGUGCUGGUGCAUUCAGCAAUUGGAGCUCAGCAUGACUUCCAAUAAAUUGGGAGACAAGCAAACUCGGGAGGCCCACAAAAGUCUCAAGCUAUUAAAGAGUAAUAAUGUGCCUUUGGUCCAGAAGAGACAAAUUAUGAGAACAACCUUUGGGGAUUAUCGAGCGAAAAUGCUGCAAGAGGAGAAGAAACACAGUAAAAGUGCUUCCACUGUAAAAAUUAUUGUUCCCAAGCCCAAUGAAAAUAAAUCUAUAUUCUUGAAAAAAGCGAAAGGGUUAACAGAGAGUGGAGUGGAACCUUCAAUGGUUACAAAUGGCCAAUCUUCAAGUACGAAUAUCGCACAAGUAUUUAGACAGAGUCAAACUGAAGAGAGAUUCCAAUUCAAUUUUACUGCUUCUGAUGUUAAUUAAAUUUCCUAUCAAAUUUUUUUA